AAUCAUCAAAAAUGGCUUCUGAACAACCGAAUGUUGAGGAAGAAUUAAAUAAGUCAUUUCAAGAUGAUAUUCUCAUACCUCCUUUAAGAAAUACUAUGUCGCUUCAAAUUUCACCGGAUCAAACGAAGAUCUGCGACAUUGCAAGAAAGCAACUCGACAACUUAUCAAGUGUUAAAUCAAAACGAAAAUUAACAUCAAAUUCUGAUACAGAAGCUGCAAUAAGUCCGACUACACCAAUAAAAACUGAUCUUGUUCACGAUUCCAAGCAAAUCAUGCAUAACUUAUCAAGCGCUAUCGUGUCCAAGGCCGAAUUAGAAAAUGAAAUUCGAAAGAAAGUCGCAAAGCAAGAACCAUUUCGUAAACCUGGCACUGGAACUAUAGAAAUUCCACAAGAAGUAAUCUUAUCUGGAUUGAACUCAACGCCGAUAUCAAAGACAGAAAGUGAAGAAACUCAAUUGCAUGAUCAAGAAUUAAUUGACAUUCUCGAAGGAAAGUCUGAAGAAGGUGGAGAAAUUUUUGAAGUUGUUGCUCAAGAAGGUAAAGUCAUGGUGGUGAAAGAGAACAAAGAUAAUUCUUCAGAGACAACAAGUUAUGAAAUAGUGACUGGUGAUUCUGAAGUAUCACAAGCAAAAACGAAAUUAUUGGAAAGAGAAAUUGCAAUGCGCCAAAUUGCCAGUUUACCAAUGCGUAAAAAUAAACGACGAGAUACGUCAACAGGUUCUGCGAAAACAAGCUCAAAUUCAUCAAUUGCACAAACAUUAGCAGCUGAAUGGGAUGAUGAUGACAAAAAUGAGAUGAUUCUGGAAGUUUUGAAUGUUGAAGAAGACGGAAGUGAACCGAAAAUUAAAAUUCUCAACAUGACAAUUGUCAAUGAACCAGAAGUUAAAACUAAAGUGCAAUCACCAAAAUCGGAGCCAAAAAUCCUCAAUAAGGAAGCUCCAAAGAAUGCUCCAAAAAUUUUAAACAUAAAUGCAUCUUCAGCUGAAACUCCAGCAUCGUUUAAACGAAGUCGUGUUGUUAAAAAGCGCGAAAUUUGGGAUCCUUCUCAGACAAAAACAUCUCCAAUUGCUGUUGAGAAGAAGCCAAUCGAAAAGUUGCCUUUAUCACUGCCUCCAUCAAUCACAAUUAAGAAGCUCACAAAAGAGAAUAUCACCAAGGGACAAUUGCCUACAGAACCGGACAAGAAGCCAGGAGCUAAGAAAGGAAAGAAACGGUCAAAUGAAAUUGAUAAACUUUUACAAGAUGAAGGAGCUGUAAACAUGAUUUACAGUCUUGAGAGAGAAAACAACAACGAAGAUGUUCCAGAAAUCGAAGUGAAAUCUGAUGAAGGUUUGAUUGAUAAAUCACAAGAGAAAUCGUCGCUUGUGACAAAAGCAAAAGCAAUAAGAAAUGUUGUAAUCAAGCAAAGUUCAUCACCUCAAGAAACCAAAGCUCCAGUACGUGUUCGAGUAAAACGAGAUGCAACGCCAAGUAAGACUGUUGAGCAACAAGAGAGUCAAGUUGCAACAGUUAAAGCACAAAAAAGUUCAACAGCUGCGAAUCGUAAAAAGAAAGCCGAUAAUACUUGGGAUUAUAUCUUCUCACAAGCUCAAGCAUCUUGUGAUGACGCGAUGAUCAUUCGACGACGUUCAAACAGUUCAUAUUCAAGUUCAGCAGCAAGUCCACGUCGUUUAAGUGUUGAUAUCAAUGAAAGUUUCGAUUCACCACCUUCAAGUGCAAAGAAAAGUAAGCAAGAAACAUUUGAAUUUACAAACCCACCACAAAAGAUUGCAAAAUCGCCAGCUGAUAAAGUUUUCAGUAAAGAUUUCGUUGAAGAAUUACGUGGAAAGAUUUCAAAUGUUAUCACGAAGAAUAAAGAAAAGCCACAAACAACAGCACAAAGUGGUGGAGGUCGAGGACGUAAAAGAACUGCAACAACACAAAAUGAUUCAAAUCCAACGAGUGCUAAACGUGCCAGUCGCUCAAAUGGCGUUGAACAUAAAGAAAUUCGUUUAGAAAAACAUGGAAAAGUUGCUCAUGUGAUUCUCAAUCAGAAUCCAUUGACACUUUCACUCCUAUCGGAAAUGAAGACCGUACUGAAUCAAUUGGAGUCUGAUGAAAGUCAAGUAGUGUUGAUCACUUCGAGUGAAGGAUUUUCUGAAGGAAUCGAUUAUUCAACAUUGGUACAAACAACAGUCGAUAAGCGUAAACAAGCAGCAAGUGAUUUGGUGACAGCUAUUAAGAAUUUCUUCAUAUCACUCGCUGCUUUUCCAAAAAUUCUCGUUUGUGGACUGAAAGGGGUAACGUCAGGUGCUGGUGUUUCCAUGUUGCCACUCUUUGAUCUCGUUUUUGCUGAACCUUCCUCAACAUUUUCAAUUCCACAUGCUAGGAUUGGCUCAAAUCCGGAAGGAAUUUCAAUCUUACAAUUUAGUGGAAAAGUCAAAAGCACAGCUAUAAAUGAAAUGUUUUAUUUGAAUGCCACAUUGGAUGCUAAUGAAGCUUGUAGUAAUGGACUGAUCACAAGGAUCAUCUCUAAAAAUUUCGAUAAUGAAUUGAUGAGUCACUGUGAACGAAUUGCUGAGUUCUCGAGUCAGACUUUGGAAUCAACCAAAAGCAUCUUGAAUGAAGAUUUUCUCAAUUCAAUUGACGGGUAUUUGGCGACUGAAGUGAAAAUUCUCCAACAACAAUGGAUCAGUGCUGAAUGCCAAGAGAAAUUUAAGAAACACAACGUUAAGGGUGAAUGGUAAGAGGAAAAUUCUUUGAACUGAUUGAUAACUUUUUUUCUUUUUAUUUGCAUAAAUUGCAAAUACUUUUUUUUCUCUUUACAUUUCUUAAUUUGAUUAAUUAUUUAAGAAUUUUGUCGUAGCUAAGAAAUUUCUUAUCUUAACUUUCAUUUGUAUCACUUUUUGGUCGUUGAUUUGUAUUCAUAGUUAUUUUGAUUAGACAGAUAGUUUUUUUUAUUAAGAUUAUAAGUUGAUGAAAUUGCUGAAUCAAAGAUGAGUUGAAAUUACGUAUUUACUUGAAUUAAAAAAAAUUAACAAACUUUUCCGUUAAAUAUUUUCUUAUAUCUUUCAAGUUUACAUCGUGAAUUGGAUGAGUCAGGAAAGUAAUUUCUUUUUUUUAUUAAAUUACAGUGAAACUUGUAAUUAUAUGCUCAUUGUUAAUUUACAUUUAAAAGUUAUGAAUAAUAAAACAAAAUUAAAUUCUUUAUAUUGAAUUAAAACUCAAGAUGUAAUCACUUUGAUCGAGAAGUUCUGGUGGGAUGAUCUCUUCUAGAAUAAUACGAGAUAUUCCUGUCACGUUGAUUAUUGUCUCCAACAAAUCAAUUCCAUUAAGAAUUUCAAGAUUCAAUUCAUUUUUGGUGCUUAAAUUGAAUUCCAUCAUUUCUAAGACACAGGAUCCAAACAACUCGAUGAAAUCUUGUAAGUAAUUGUUCUCGUGAAAUUGUUUCAUCAAUGUUAUUAAUCCAAGGGCAAAGACAUGACCGUCAAUAUAUCGACUGCUGUUAAUUAAAUCUAAAAGAAUCUUUCGCUGUUUAGUGACAGCCGCUGCU
Clunio marinus is the source of this 3532-nucleotide messenger RNA. NCBI's taxonomy places the organism in Eukaryota, Metazoa, Arthropoda, Insecta, Diptera, Chironomidae. The record is from the annotation of a GenBank genome assembly.